CGCUCUGCAGGUUGCUCAGGUCCACCGGCCCCGUGACCGUGCGCUUGACCAGCGUGACGACGUCGGGAUUCCCCGGUGUCGAGCAGCCGGGACGGUGGACGCAGCUCCGGAUCACUAGCGCGUCUACGCCGUCCAGCAGCCGCACGUGCGACGGCCCAAAGUUGUGCGCAAAGUCCGUCGUCUCUGGGUGGUGGACCGAGUCGAAGAGCACGUUCAUCCCUCCAGGGCCGGUGCGACUGACCUCAACGGCGUAGCGCGGCGGCGGCGCUGCCGCUGUCGCCGCCAAGACGAGGCAGACCAGCGUUGUCAGCAGCGCGGCCAUUGAAGGACGCGCUGCAGCAAUCGUUGCGAGGCCUUGGGGCGGGGGGCGGGCUGUGCGGCGGAUACUCUGACUGGGACGCGUACGGUAGCCAGUCGUGUGCGCGCGCCGUACGAGACUUACCACGCCUCCCGGUCCCCGGCCACACAGGGUGCUAGAGCCAUGCCCAAGAGACGCAGCAACGUGCUGCGCGGCGCGGACAGCGACGAGGACGAAUCGGCGCAGCAGCCGGCGGCAACCGGGCGCGCCGGGCUCGGAGGCCUGAGGCUCGCAAAGGCUCUGCUCGGGGAGAAGGACCUCGCCGAGCUGCGAGCUGCGUUGACUGUGCAGCAGAGUGCGCGCAACCCGCGAUGGGGCGCGCCGCCGCCCUUUGCCGUGUUUCGCGAGACGGAGCACCUGAUCUCUGUGCCGCGCCACUUUCCGCUCAAGCCCGCGCUGCGCGAGGCGGCCAGGCCAGCCCUGUGCGCGGGCGAGGCGGCGACGCUGAUCUUCCGGGGCUCGCUCACGCCGCUGCAGGAGCAGGCGGUGCGAGCCAUGCGCGAGGCGUACGAUCGCGAGGGCGGCGGCAUCCUCAGCCUCUACUGCGGCGGCGGCAAGACGGUGUGCGCGCUGCGGCUCGUCGCCGACGUCGGGCAGAGGACGCUCGUCGUCGUGCACAAGGAGUUCCUGGUGGAGCAGUGGAUCGAGCGGAUCCGCCACUUUCUGCCGGAGGCGCGCAUCGGGCGGAUCAAGCAGAACGUCGCCGAGGUGCACGGCACGGACGUGGUGGGGAUGCUGCAGUCCCUCACGCGCCGAGGUGACGAGUACUCGCUCGGCGGGUUUGGUCACGUGGUGGUGGACGAGUGCCACCACAUCUGCGCGCGCUCCUUCUCUUCGCUCCUCUUCGGCGUCGGCGGCGUCGGCUGCCGCUUGCUCGGGCUCUCCGCCACCGCCACGCGCUCCGACGGCCUGACCCAGGUUCUGCACUGGUUCAUGGGCGCCACCGCAUUCAGCGCCACGCGUGGUGCAGCCGCCGCAAGGAGGGACGAGCGGCGCUCGCGCCGCGUCGCUGCGCUGGUCGCGGCGCUCGCGGCGUCUGGCAGGAAGGUGCUCGUGCUGAGCGACCGGAGGGCCCACCUACUCUCGCUGCAGCCGCUCCUGCGGGAUGCGGCGGAGAAGAGCGUGCUGCUGGGAACCUAUGGGAUGUCAAGCGAGGGCCUCGACAUCGCCGCGCUCGACACGCUCGUGCUCGCGACGCCCCGGGCGAACGUGGAGCAGAGCGUGGGCCGCAUCAUGCGCGGCGGCGCGGCCAAUGAGCCGCUUGUUGUCGACGUGGUCGACGGCGGUGCGUACUGCGCCCGCCUCGCAUCGAAGCGGCUCUCCCUGUAUCGCUCCGCUGGGAUGCCGUUGCCGACACCGGUGCAGGCGCGGCGGACGACGGCGAGGCCGCCGAGGGCGCGGGCCAGGGCAGCGCAGGGGCUGUAG
Molecule: messenger RNA, 1783 nt
Organism: Emiliania huxleyi CCMP1516
Lineage: Eukaryota; Haptophyta; Isochrysidales; Noelaerhabdaceae
Gene: DDX
Product: DEAD/DEAH box helicase
Exons: 4
Coding region: 482-1783 (433 amino acids)
Molecular function (GO): DNA binding; hydrolase activity; ATP binding
Source: RefSeq, a predicted model, not a curated record